AUGUCGUCCACUUCAGGACCACCUUACAUGCCAGCGAUCGCGCAAGUUGGCGGCCUACCAACUGUCGCGAUAGACGUGCCAAUCUCAGCAUGCCUGUUGUUCUUGUACGUCUGCCUGGCAGUAGUGCACAUGACGAUAUUCCAAGUCAAUCUCAGGCGUGACCACAAGUUUUUGUUCUCUGCAAUGCUUUUUGGUCUAUCCAUGGCACGCACAGCAGCCUUGACCAUGCGCAUGGUCUGGGCAACACACCAGGAUAAUGUCCGGAUUGCCAUGGCGGCUGGCAUAUUGACCCAAGCCGGCGUGAUUGUCGUCUUCAUCGCCAACCUCUUCUUUGCGCAACGCAUUGUGCGCGCAUAUCACUCCACCUUUGGCUGGGCCAAGGGAACUCGCCUCGUUUUCCGCUUCCUCCUCUUCUCCAUUAUUGCAUGCUUGAUCAUGGUCAUUGUGUGCACCGUUCAGUCCUUUUAUACGCUGGACACGAGUAUCAGGAGCAAGGAUAGGGAUGUGCAGUUGACGGCGGGUACCUAUUUGGCCUUUCUCUCAUUUGUGCCCGCUCCGGCCGUCAUCAUUGCCGCUCUCAUUCCUAGCAAGAACCACGUCGAAAAGUUUGGCCAGGGCCGCUUCCGGACCAAGAUUAUGCUCUUGGUCUUCACUUCGCUGCUCCUGACGGUGGGAUCUGGCUUCAGGAUCGGAACCAACUUUGCACCUCGGCCCAUCACCAACCCUGCGUGGUAUCACAGUCGGGCAUGCUACUAUUGCUUCAACUAUGUCAUUGAGAUUAUUGUCUCAAGCUUGUACGCGGCCAUCCGCUUUGACAGGAGAUUCCACAUCCCCAACGGCGCCAAGGGCCCUGGCGACUAUGCAAAGGGCCAGCUUGCCAUCAAUACCGAGUCAGAGGCAUUUGGCCCAGCUGACAACACUGAUGAGGAAACUAUGCACGAAGAGCCCUCGUCAUCUGUAGCAAACUCGGAGAAGAGAUUCGGGCCUGGACAGGAUAGGGCCGGGGCCAUUGUGUAG
Molecule: messenger RNA, 1017 nt
Organism: Pestalotiopsis fici W106-1
Lineage: Eukaryota; Fungi; Ascomycota; Sordariomycetes; Amphisphaeriales; Sporocadaceae
Exons: 1
Coding region: 1-1017 (338 amino acids)
Source: RefSeq, a predicted model, not a curated record